UCAAACACGUGGUAUCAAGAUGGCGAUUUCUUUAGAAUAUUGCUCUGUUAGCUGCAACAGGACGCCACACGCCAUUAACUGGGAGCCAUCGGGAGAUAGACUAGCCUUUGCUACCGAUAAAUCCAUAGCAAUAGCUGAAACUAUACAGGGAGGGACAUUGUAUGUUAAGCAUACACUACAUGGUCACAAUGAGAAGGUGAAUUGUGUACGGUGGGUAGCAGGCAGAGGUGGGCGUGUUGAUACGAUCACUCGUGAGUUAAUAUCAGGAUCAGUGGAUAAGACAAUCAGAGUUUGGAGGGAGAGCAAUAACGAGUUUGAAUGUAUUGAUGUCCUAACGUCACACACUGAUGCAGUGACAUGUCUAACUGUUGAUCGGACUCAUAAAGGAGUGUGGGUUUUUUCAACCGGCUCUGACUCCAACGUAAUGGUCUGGCUACGAUCUCGUGACGAAGAUAAGUUUUCACUCUGUCAAACUAUUUCAUUUGGUCGUGGGUUUGUUUUUUCUCUGGACUCUUACCAGCUGCCCGGGGCCAGUACCAAUCUACUGCUAGCUUGUGGAGGAGACGAUGGAAAGAUUAGCUGCUUUGCUCAAGAAAAUGACAAAUUUAUUAAAGUUAUUACACUCUCAGGUCAUACUGACUGGAUAAGAGAUGUCUCCAUCACAGAAGAUGCUAGUGACGUAUUGAUAGCUUCCUCAUCUCAAGACACGUACAUUAGACUAUGGAGACUGAAAGAAGAAGAUCAUGAGACUCAGUCAGGCAAUGGAGAGAAACUCUCUCUUAAAGGAAACAAGUUUAAAAUACACAUGGACAGCAGCUGCAAGAGCUCUACCGAUGGGAACACUACUAGUACUGAGUCUAGUUCUGGUAGAGUUGGCUGUUAUUCCGUGACACUGGAAGCUGUUCUGUGUGGCCAUGAUGACUGGGUGUACUCCUGUCGCUGGUCUCCAGCUGCAUAUCCCAGUGAACCGCUCUCACUAUUAUCGGCAUCAAUGGAUAAAACAAUGAUACUCUGGAGGGUGUGUCCAGAUAGUGGGGUGUGGCUUGAGCAGGUGAGAUUAGGUGAUGUGGGUGGUAAUUCAUUGGGUCUCUACGGGGGAAUAUUUGGCAAGGGGUCUGAUACAGUCCUGGCUCACGGCUACCAAGGCUCACUGCAUCUCUGGAGGAGAGUCCAAUCAAGAGAUGGCGGGACAACUGAGCUAUGGCAGCCACUGGCUUCUCCUAGUGGCCACUUUGGAUCAGUCGAAGAUUGCUGCUGGGACCCUGAGGGUAGGUACCUUUUAUCUGUUGGAAGUGAUCAAAGCACUCGUCUCCAUGCCCCCUGGAGGAGGGGGAGGAGAGAGGAUAAAGAUGAAGUCUCCAGUUGGCAUGAGUUGGCUAGGCCUCAGAUUCAUGGCUACGAUAUGACCUGUAUAACUUCUCUAUCUCCGCUAUUGAUUGCUACUGGGGCUGAUGAAAAGGUUUUGCGUGUUUUUGCUGCUCCCCGGAACUUCAUAGAUAACCUCUCUCGUGUGUCUGGUGUCACAGUGAAGGACAGUGGGACGAGGGUAGGAGGGGACGUACCCCUGGGGGCUAGUAUCCCUGCACUUGGUCUCUCCAACAAAGCUGUAUUUACAACUGCUAGUUAUGAUAAAAAUGAAACUGAUUUGGCAUCAGCUAAGAACAGCUUCUCUAGCGAAGUUCCUGUCUUCUCCGAUAUUGAGCUGUCAGGUCCUCCAAUUGAAGAACAUUUACUACAAAACACUCUUUGGCCUGAGACACAAAAAUUGUAUGGACAUAGUUAUGAGCUUUACUCUAUUGCCAGUAAUGGUAGAUACAUUGCUUCAGCUUGUAAGGCCAGUCAGGCUGAGUAUGCCUCAAUUCGAAUAUGGGAUUCCUUAUCCUGGAUGCAAGUGGCUCUUCUAACGAAGCACUCACUAACAGUGACUCAGUUGUCUUUCUCUCAUUCAGGGAAUAGACUAUUGGCAGUCUCACGUGAUAGACUGUGGAGUCUAUGGCAGUUUGACACAUUAUCAGAUGGUGGGGCUACUAGUGAUGAGAGGCUAAGUGUGAACUGUGUGUCAGUUAUGGAUAAGAAUACGAAGGCACACACUCGCAUCAUUUGGAGUUGCAGCUGGAGUCAUGAUGAUGUCUGUUUUGCAACCGCCUCUCGGGACAGAAAGGUUUGUAUAUGGAGUGACGGUCAUUCUGUGUUAGAUAAUCCAAUUAAUUGUGGGGGCGGUUGGACACUAGCGGCCAAACCUUUUGAGUUGUCUCAGUCGGUGACUGCCAUUGACUUUGCACCUUUUUCAUAUCAAAAAGGAAAGUAUGUAUUAGCUGCUGGUUUAGAGACUGGUAGUCUGUCAUUGCUGUCAUUUUCUAUUGAGAAUGGGGCGUGGUCAGAGUUAGCAAAACUCCACCCAUUUAUGUGCCACACCUCCACAGUGAGACGUAUCCAAUGGCAACCAGGUGGAAGUGAAGACGAUUGCUUACUGGCCACAUGCAGUACUGAUCAAUCACUGAGGUUGUUUCGUGUAAAUCUAGGACUCAUCCAGUCAAAGGAGUUAUAGGAAUAAUAAUUAUUAUUAAUUUUGUUAAUAUAACUAAUCAAUAAUAUAUUCAAU
This is a messenger RNA of Amphimedon queenslandica, 2602 nucleotides long. Its product is annotated as probable elongator complex protein 2. The transcript has 18 exons. Bases 20 to 2548 code for a protein of 842 amino acids. The record is from RefSeq and is a predicted model, not a curated record. Gene Ontology annotation, cellular component: elongator holoenzyme complex. NCBI's taxonomy places the organism in Eukaryota, Metazoa, Porifera, Demospongiae, Haplosclerida, Niphatidae. Gene Ontology annotation, biological process: tRNA wobble uridine modification. Gene Ontology annotation, molecular function: protein binding.